Juglans microcarpa x Juglans regia is the source of this 1279-nucleotide messenger RNA. RefSeq names its product probable adenylate kinase 6, chloroplastic. NCBI's taxonomy places the organism in Eukaryota, Viridiplantae, Streptophyta, Magnoliopsida, Fagales, Juglandaceae. Gene Ontology annotation, cellular component: cytoplasm; mitochondrion. The coding region runs from base 93 to 968 and encodes 291 amino acids. Gene Ontology annotation, molecular function: ATP binding; AMP kinase activity. The transcript has 4 exons. Gene Ontology annotation, biological process: nucleobase-containing compound metabolic process. The record is from RefSeq and is a predicted model, not a curated record.
AAAAUUUAUUAUUUCAAACGUUUAAAACCUACCUUGCUUCCACGCUUUCCGGCUGAACCUCUCUCUCUCUCUCUCUCUCUCUCUCUCUUCCCAUGGCGGUAUUUUACCGGUUGCCAAGGGCGAGAGGCUCAACGCAGAUCUUCUCCAUGACCUCCACAGUCCGGGCGUUCUCUUCGUCCUCUAUGUCGAAUUCCGGAAAUGACCUCAAAUCGCCGUCCCUACUCGCCCAGAAGCCCCUCCCUCUGCGUCACGAACCCAGGGACAGAAACGUCCAGUGGGUUUUCCUCGGCUGCCCUGGCGUCGGAAAAGGCACCUACGCGUCUCGACUCUCCAAUCUGGUUGGUGUCCCUCACAUCGCCACCGGUGAUCUCGUCCGUGAAGAGCUCUCUUCCUCUGGUCCCCUCGCUUCCCGGCUUGCAGAGAUUGUUAACCAAGGAAAACUGGUUUCAGAUGAAAUUGUAAUAAAUCUGUUGUCCAAGCAUCUUGAAGCUGGUGAAGCUAAGGGCAAAACUGGCUUCAUUCUUGAUGGUUUCCCUCGAACCAUAACACAGGCGGAAAUUCUAGAGGGGGUAACAAAUAUUGACUUGGUGAUCAACCUGAAGCUUCGGGAAGAUGCAUUGCUUGCAAAGUGCCUUGGAAGAAGAAUAUGUAGUGAGUGCGGAGGAAACUACAAUAUUGCAUGUAUCGAUAUUAAGGGUGAGAAUGGAAGCCCCGGAUUGUAUAUGGCUCCACUUCUCCCCCCUCCACAUUGUGCGGCAAAACUUUUCACUCGAUCUGAUGACACUGAAGAAGUUGUUAAGGAACGGCUUCGUAUAUAUAAGGAAAUGACUCAACCUGUGGAAGAGUUCUACCGCAGCAAUGGGAAGUUGUUGGAGUUUGAUCUACCAGGAGGAAUCCCAGAAUCCUGGCCAAAGCUGCUUCAUGCUCUGAAUCUUGAACAUGAUGACAAACAGUCUGCAGCAGCGUGAGUUAUAUUGAUAUUGUGUAUACCCACCAGAAGGUAAGUUGGAUCAUUAUUUGCAUGUUGAAGAUAUGUACGUGGAUAUCAAUUUCAAAAUGGGGAUGUCCAGCAAGAACUGGAAACAUGCUUAUACAUCUUCAAGGAAACUUCCUAUUCAGGUUUUGGAGAUACGUGCAAUUGUAAAAUGUUGUGUGAUGGGCAAGGAGGAAUUGCGUUGUUUUUGGCAGUGUUAUUUGGUUGAGAUAUAUGUUUAGCCAACGGUGAUAAUCUUCUAGGCAAUAAGUGUUAAUGGAAAUACAAAGUUGCUAAUUUGCUAAA